UAUCGACAUUUGUAUCGACCCUCCGAGCCCCCUAUUGGAAACACACGGACGCUACACAGGCGUUCGCUAGCGACCCCGCGAUGAGGGAUUUAUAAUCAUUUUUAUGAUUAAUCCCGAUGAACCAUCAUGGUGUUGUGAUACUUAGCGUUACAAACGCCUUUUAACCGACGACAUGGCCGCGACACGUUAGCUCACAAAGGGCUGCAGCUAGCGUGCUAACGUUAGCCACCGUGCUAGCAUCGAUCAAAGCAGAUCUUUGACACAAAACAAAACAAAACAAAAAAAGUGUCUGGUAGGAGUUUUUGUUUGGUUUUGUUUAGGUUUUUAUGCGUUAAAAGGAGCACAAUGGAGGAGAUCAAGACUGAACCGGUGGAUUUUGUGAGGGAAUUCCAAGAAUACCUGAGCCAGCAGACCCAGCAUGUCAACAUGAUCUCAGGGUCCAUCUGUGAGGAGAAGGAUCCAGUUGGUCCGAGGAGCGAGCAGAACGGCGUGGACCCAGCAUCCGUGGAGGUGAGCCUGCCCCUGGAGGAGGGGUCCGAGGUGCAGAUGGACGGUCUGGAGAGGACGUGUGACGGGAAGUACAAGUGCAGCUUCUGCAGCUACGCCAACAAAGGCAUGGCUCGUCUGAUUGAGCACAUCCGCAUCCAUACAGGAGAAAAGCCUCACCGCUGCCAGCUGUGCCCGUUUGCCUCGGCGUACGAGCGCCACCUGGAGGCCCACAUGCGCUCGCACACCGGCGAGAAGCCGUACAAGUGCGACCUGUGCGCUUUCCGCUGCAGCGACCGCAGCAACCUGUCGCAUCACCGCCGCCGGCGCCACAAGCUGGUGCCCGCCCGGGUGGCGCGCCCGCCCUUCGCCAGCAAACGAGGUCUGGCCACGCUCCAGAAGAGGACCGGCUCGCUGGGUUUCGGCCGGCGCCUGCUCAUCAACUUCAGCCCGCCGCCUGUGGCCGUGCCCAAGCUGGACUACGCCAACGAGCUGCCGCACCAGCAUCACCACCACAUGCCAAUCGGCGAGCACAGGAACCCCCCCCGGGUGUUCCAGAACGACUUCAACAGAGGCGUUAACGGUCUGACGUUCAACAACCCGCUGGAGCAGCUGGCGUCGCUCCAGCCGGUCGACCCCGAGGCCUCUCAAGUAUCGCCCGGCAGGGAUGAGAAGCCAAUAGUGAUACAGGAGGUCACGGGGGCGCGGGCCGCGCCGUGCCACAACGGCGUCCAGACUCGAACGCCCAAAACGGAACACCCCGCCUCAGACCGCAGGAGCCCCGCGUCGGUGCACGGCUUGGACGCGAUUGACGCCGCAUUGUGUGUCAGCAACAGCCGGCCCGGCACGCCGCUCACCGCCACGCCGGAGCGAGAGGAGCCGCAGAGGUGCCCGCACUGUGACAUCCAAUUCCCCGACAACAUCCUGCACACCAUCCACAUGGGCUGCCACGUCUACGAACACCCCUUCCGCUGCAACAUCUGCGGACACACGUGCACGGACAAGUACGACUUUGCCUGCCAUUUCGCUCAAGGACAACACAAGAAGUGACUUUUUAAAUAUUCAACGUUUUGUUGCUUUAGCCCACAUCUUUCUGGGGAGUUUAAAAAGGUAACUACUGUAUAUCUGCAAACAGACGCCUGAUGCUCUCUGCAGUUGAGUACAGCGGAGCCUCGUUUUACGGACCUAUUUGGUUCUUGAAUAGUGUUCUUAAAUCAAAAAGUAUGUAUAGUGAAGCAAAUUUCUCCAUAAGAAACAAUGUAAAUAUGAAUAAUGCGUUCCAGCCUCGACAAAAGUCCAUAUUUUAGUGAAGGUUUGUACACUUUGAGCACAAUAAUACGUGCUAUACACUACUGUAUGUCAUAACUAGGAGGUGAUGAAUCUACUGUCUUUAUUAACAAUCUAAAACAAGUUCAACUGUCCUGUAUGCACUGCGCUGCCAACACACAGAAGUCCCAUUGGUGCCCUCACAAAUGAUCAGAAAUCACAAAAAACUUUCACUUUAACAACAAUAAUAAACAUAAAAAUUUAAAUAAAUCCACUUACAUUGCAUACUUAACCAAUAAUGCUCAUUCUGGUUAACAUCAGCAAAGAUAGCAGGCACAAGACAUUAAAACAAUGGUGACAACUUGCUGAAUUAGGUCCUGACGUGGAGCAACUCAAACCUAAUGUUGGAACAACAUGCUUUUUGACGACGUUUAAUCAAUGUUGGGUUCCGAGUUCUGGCGUUGAUUUGACCGUUGAAUUUUGGUCAUUUCCCACCCAAUAUUUACAACUCAAAUACAACAUUGAAACAACAUGCUUUUUGACGACAUUUAUUCAAUGUCAGGUUGACAUUAAUUUGACCAUUGAAAUUUAGUCAUUUAUAAACUAAUAUUUUACAACACAAAUACAACGUUGAAACAACAUGCUUUUUGACGAUGUUUAAUCAAUGUCAGGUUGUGACACUGAUUUGACCAUUGAAAUUUAGUCAUUUAUAAACCAAUAUUUUACAUCACAAAUCCAACAUUGAAACAACAUGCUUUUUGACAACGUUUAAUCAAUGUUGGGUUCUGACGUUGAUUUGACCAU
This is a messenger RNA of Nerophis lumbriciformis (worm pipefish), 2556 nucleotides long. Its product is annotated as zinc finger protein Pegasus-like. Lineage: Eukaryota; Metazoa; Chordata; Actinopteri; Syngnathiformes; Syngnathidae. The record is from RefSeq and is a predicted model, not a curated record.